CUAAUACAUCAGUAAAUCAAAACUGAUUAUAACGAAAGCUUAGAACACAUUCUUCUUUAUAACGAGUUGAAAAUGGGAAAUAGGACAGUACUGCUUCUAGUGCUGGUACUUUUCUCGACACUAGUGGCCUCUGUUGCUGGCUAUGAAUAUGAAGGAAGAAGAGAAAGAGAAGAAGAAGAAGAAGAAGAAAGUGAGCAAAGAACACAAGGAGAAAAAUGGUUCUUGCUGCGUCAGUUACAUGAUGUUGUGAAAACUGAUGCUGGGUCGAUGAGAAUGGUGAAGGGUGGCUACUGAAGGGGUUCAUUUCUACAUAGUCCAAUGCAUAUUGGUUUCAUCUCCAUGGAACCUAAUAGUCUCUUCAUCCCUCAGUACCUUGAUUCCGAUCUUGUCCUCUUUGUUGAUCACGGGGAAGCAAGAGUUGGGCACAUCUAUAGGGAUGAAUUAGCAGAAAGGCAUUUGAAGCAUGGAGAUGUGUACACAAUACCUGCUGGAUCAGCUUUCUAUUUGGAAAAUAGAGCUGAAAAAGAAAGACUUCGCAUUAUUUGCAGCAUUGAUAUUACCUCAGAAUCCAUGGGAUGGCAUGCUUUCCAGUCUUUCUUCAUUGGUGGUGGAAUUCAUCCAGCAUCCGUUCUUGCUGGAUUCGAUCAUAACACAUUAUCAACUGCUCUUAAUGUCUCGACAGCAGAACUAAGGAGGUUCUUGACCAGGCAAUCUUCCGGACCAAUCGUGCAUUUAUCUGGUUCUCAUCACACAAACGUUUGGACCAAAUUCGUCACCCAAGAAUCCCUUCAGAAAUUAGCUCACUUGAAGAGGAUUGUGAAUUUGGAGGAAGAAGUUAGCCCAAAAGAGGAGGAAUCUACAUGGUCAUUGAGGAAAUUAUUGUGUGCUUUAUUAAACAGAAAAGAUGUAAAGAGAGUGAAUCACAAUGCUCCAUCAGCGUACAAUAUCUACAGCAAGAACCCCGAUUUCAAGAACAAUUACGGAUGGAGCAAGAAAUUGGAUGAGUCUGAUUAUUCUCCUCUACAACAAUCUGGCAAUGGCGUUUAUCUAGUGAAUCUAUCUCCGGGAUCCAUCAUGGCACCUCAUGUUAAUCAAAGAGCUAUAGAGUAUGGAGUGGUGUUGAAGGGUGCUGGCAGGAUACAAAUUGUGUAUCCGAAUGGGACUUUAGCCAUGAACGCUAGAGUAAGAGAGGGAGAUGUUUUUUGGGUGCCACGGUACUUCCCGAUCUGCCAAAUUGCUUCAACGAAUGGCCCAUUUGAGUUCUUCGGCUUCACAACAUCAGCAAGGAGGAACCAUCCACAGUUCUUGGUGGGUAGGAACUCAUUGAUGCAAAGCUUGAGAGGGCCAGAAUUUGCAGCUGCAUUUGGAAUUGGUCAGAAAAGACUUGAAAGGAUUGUCAAUGCGCAACGUGAACAAGUCAUCUUGCCUUCAUCAUCGUCAGAUUCUCCUCUGAGGAUGAAAACUGGUUCUUAUUAGUUUCUUAGAAACUUCAGUACGUCGUUGGUCCUGUUAAAUUAUGACACGAAAGCUCGAAGCCAAUUUUGUUACUUUUUUUUUCGUCCUGUUAUUCAGUCUGAGUUAACUUGUUUCCUUGGAAGCAAGAUGCAUUGCCCUUGAGUUGUGAAUAAGACGGAUUGGUUUCCUUGACA
This is a messenger RNA of Capsicum annuum, 1649 nucleotides long. Its product is annotated as vicilin-like seed storage protein At2g28490. NCBI's taxonomy places the organism in Eukaryota, Viridiplantae, Streptophyta, Magnoliopsida, Solanales, Solanaceae. The coding region runs from base 319 to 1476 and encodes 385 amino acids. The record is from RefSeq and is a predicted model, not a curated record. The transcript is spliced from 5 exons.